Molecule: messenger RNA, 1074 nt
Organism: Lactuca saligna
Lineage: Eukaryota; Viridiplantae; Streptophyta; Magnoliopsida; Asterales; Asteraceae
Source: the annotation of a GenBank genome assembly
AUGGAAAAAGACAUGAUUCAUCCUGCUUCAAGUAUUAUAAGUAUGAGAAACAACAGCGUUGUUCACAUCGACGGAGAACAAGUGAAUAGCACUGACAUUGGCGGUGGUUGGCAGCUUGCCUGGAAGUGGCCAGAAAAAGAUGUUGAAGAUGGGAAGACGAAAGAAGGGUUCAGAAGAAUCUAUUUACACCAAGAGAAUGGUGUCGGAGCUCACCGUGGGUCACACAUUUCACUCGCAGGUGCCGAUAUGCCGGCGGAUGGCGAGUCCUUUCAGGCCGCCGCCCUGGUGAGCCAGCCUGCACUAUACUCUAAAGACCUCAUGGACCAGAACCCGGUCGGACCGGCCAUGCUUCAUCCGGCUGAAGCUGCAACCAAAGGCAUAAACUGGUCUGAUCUUUCUGAACCGGGAGUCAAGCAUGCAUUGUUUGUUGGAAUCGGUCUUCAAAUACUUCAACAGUUCUCUGGCAUUAGUGGAGUUCUUUACUACACGCCUCAGAUCCUUGAAGAAGCAGGGGUUGGUGUUCUUUUAUCAAAUUGGGGGAUUAGUUCAAUUUCUUCAUCUCUUCUCAUUAGCAACAUCUCAACUUUGUUGAUGCUCCCUUGUAUCGCUGUCGCCAUGAGACUCAUGGAUAUAUCUGGAAGAAGGAGUCUGCUGUUAACGACUAUUCCAGUAUUGAUUCUGAGUCUCAUAAUUUUGGUAAUCGGAGGUUUGAUAGACUUCGGGAGUGUUGCAAAUGCAGCGAUUUCAACUGCUGGUGUUGUGAUCUAUUUCUGUUGUUUCGUGAUGGGAUUUGGUCCGAUUCCCAAUAUAUUAUGUUCAGAGAUUUUUCCUACCAGAGUUCGUGGGAUCUGUAUAGCCAUUUGUGCCCUCACUUUCUGGAUCUGUGACAUCAUUGUGACGUAUUCUCUGCCAUUGUUGCUUACUUCUGUUGGUUUGCCUGGUGUUUUUUCGAUGUAUGCUGUUGUGUGCAUCAUAUCGUGGGUGUUUGUUUUCUUGAAAGUGCCGGAAACGAAGGGUAUGCCAUUGGAAGUGAUCACAGAGUUCUUCUCAGUUGGUGCAAAACACAAAAAUUGA